GUUGCCUAGGCAAUGUUCGGGGCGUUUGUUAGUUGGAUCAAUGACUCACAUCAGGCACAGCAAGUGCUUCACGCGUGAACAGGGAUUCACAACGGUCGUCAGGUGGCAGUUGUGUGCUGGUCUCAUACGAGGGACCACCCGAGUCACUUGGCCGUUGCUGAGUUGUGUGCGUGAGAGAAAUCCGUUGCUGCUCGAAUCCACUUGACAUGGACUACACGGCUUUGCAGGACGAGGAGGAACAGCGAGUCUUGCGAGAAAUUGAAGAGGAACGCAAGCUGAGAUCUUCAUUGCAAUGGACCAUCGAAGAUCUGGAGAGAGCCAUGGUGCCGCUGGAGGAUCAAAUACGUAGGGCUGCCGAAGAGAGGAGUGAAGGAAACGAAUGGACAGUUCGCUACAAAGCUCAAAAGGAGUUGAACGAAUUAUUGGAAAAGCAGUUCGAGUGGUUGCGAGACGAAUACACUAGGAAGCAGGAAUUAUUGUCGGAAGGUACAUUGGAUGCCCGAAAUCUUGAUCUGGCACGGUUCACUGAGUAUGAUUUGGCACGUUUGAAGUCUGAACUGGAGCGUGAGAGAAACCACAUGCGUGGACUUCUACGAGAUUCGGAAUGGAAACUCGACCAACGUUCCAAGGAAGUUUUUCACCUGAAUGACCGCAAAAAGGCAUACCAAGCCCAGUCACUGCAACUGGAUUGGCAGCUGGAGAAAAUCCGGGGUGCGGUUUCUGAGAUCCCAAUAGUUCGGACUCCAGAUGCAACAUUAUCAAGACGAUCACACCGUGUUAGCCGAAGUCAGUCUCCAAGCUCUUCCCGGAGAUCUCCGCCACCGAUUGAAAAUACUGAGUAA
Notodromas monacha is the source of this 842-nucleotide messenger RNA. The record is from the annotation of a GenBank genome assembly. Lineage: Eukaryota; Metazoa; Arthropoda; Ostracoda; Podocopida; Cyprididae.